AUGAGCGAUAACAAAUUGGAUGAUCCAGGUGUCAUGGAGGUCACCGGAAGAGUCUUGAUUGCCACCAUCAUAGCUUUAUUCGUCGUCCUCAUCCUUGUUUUCUUAUUCCAUAUCUACGCCAGGUGGUUAUGGCACCGCCGUCAACGGAGUAUAGACGCCCACACCAACCGCCAUCGCCAAGAUCAGCACUCCGGCGUCACUGUCCUCCGCCGUGGCCUCGACGCCUCCUUCCUCAACACUUUACCGGUCAUACUAUUCGAUGUAAAAGACUUCAAAAACGGGUUGGAAUGUUCGGUUUGCUUAUCCGAAAUCAUGGAAGGAGAAAAAACUCGAAUUUUGCCUAAAUGCAAUCAUGCGUUUCAUGCGGAAUGCAUUGAUAUGUGGUUUCAUUCACAUUCAACUUGCCCUAUCUGCAGAAACCCAGUUCAAGAACAAGCCGAAGUUUCGGUGGAGAGUUUACUUGAGAAUCAUCAAACACAAGAACAAUCGACAAACAGUGGGGAUUCAAACUCGCACACUUUCCCCGCAAAUAUGUUGUUUUGGGGUGACGAAACGGAAGUAAGCACUUUGACUUCUCAACUGGAAGAAGUGACUAAUCAGCAUCAAGCUCCUAUUUUACCUUUCGAGCCACCUUCAUCUUCUUCAUCAUCAUCAUCAUCGCAGACAAAUAAUGAUAGAGGGAAACCAGAUUUGGUAAUUGAUAUACCAAGGCAGGUGGUUAGUGAGGAUGAUGAUGAGAAAACUCCAGUGUUUUCUGGAAUGAGGUCAUUGAGGAGAAUUUUGAGCAGCAGGUUUAAUCCUUUUAGCCCUGGUAAUAACAAUGGCGACGGCGGUCAAAGUUAA
Messenger RNA from Lactuca virosa, 843 nucleotides. The record is from the annotation of a GenBank genome assembly. NCBI's taxonomy places the organism in Eukaryota, Viridiplantae, Streptophyta, Magnoliopsida, Asterales, Asteraceae.